AUGUCUCGAGAAGCGACUUUGAUAAGUAUACCAAAAGAACACUUGCCUGCAAUUAUUCGCAGGUUUUUAGUUGAACCUGGUGACAACAUUAUAAAAACGCAACCACUACUUAGAUAUGAAUAUACCAAAAAAAUAAAAAAGCAAAAGAUCGAUCCAAAGACAAAAGACGUUUUUGUAGACGAACCCUUUGUCGAAGAUUUAAGGAGUCCGGCCGAAGGAGAGCUCGAUGGUUUUUAUGUUCGCGAGGGUGAUAUGAUAUCUUUGGAAGAUAAAAAGCCAGUUGUUGGGGUGAAAGAACCGUGUUUUCAUUCGGUUCAGCUUCAUGGUUUAUGUGCGAUAUGCGGUAAUGAUAUGAUGAAAACGGAUUUUACUGGAGUUGAUUACUCCCAGAGAGCCACUAUUAGCAUGGCACAUAAUGUUGCUGGACUGACCGUAAGUCUUAGUGAGGCUGAGAGAUUGGAAAAGGAGACAUCAACGAGGCUUUUGAAAUCGCGAAAACUAUCACUCAUUGUCGAUUUAGAUCAAACGUUAAUUCAUGCAACCGUCGAACAGAAAGUGGAGGAAUGGAUGAGCGACGAGAGUAAUGCUGCAGCCAAGGACAUUCACAAGUUUGUUCUACCGGAUAGUCCUACGGUAUAUUACAUCAAGUUACGGUAA
This is a messenger RNA of Acaulospora colombiana, 657 nucleotides long. The record is from the annotation of a GenBank genome assembly. Lineage: Eukaryota; Fungi; Glomeromycota; Glomeromycetes; Diversisporales; Acaulosporaceae.